GUGGAGUUUCAAAACGUUAUCGAGCGGACAACACAGCUCAGCUUGGUUCCGACGAUGCAACGAUUACAGCGCAUCACAUUCGUUGUGAGUGGUAUAUUAUUGUCGGGAAUGGUUGUUCUGUACUGCAGUGUGUCAGAGCAGGAACCAGUGUGGCUGAUGCCGCUUCAAGCUGCCGUUGUGAACUACACAAUCGACAGUCUGUCGGAUACAGACCUAGCAUCGCUCAGAGCAGACAAUGACGUCAAUGAUAUCACCGGCCCUUACUACAAAUUGGUUGUCAGUGCUUCAAAGACAUUUCCAUAUUUUUAUAAACCAAUUUCAUUUCACUCCACCGAAAAGUACAGACAAAGAGUUUCCUUUAAUGUGAAUUUCGGAAAUGGACACCAGACGACACAGGGAAACCAAUCAAAGAUGAUACUGUUUUAUAACGCGCCAGAAUGGUUUCAGCACAAGGAUUUCAAGGAUGUUUGUCCACAAGGUUUACAAAAGUGUCCACAGAAAGGCUGCCAAUGUUCAUACGAUCCCACGCAGAUUGCAAAAGCAGAUGCUGUCAUCAUCGAUGUAGUGCAACUUUCAGACAACAUUCCACCUGCCAAACAAGCUAACCAUGUGUGGAUCAUGUUUGGCUUGGAGUGUCCCAAAUAUUUUGAAAGUCAGUUCUACCAAUCCAGUCGAUGGCGCCGUAUGUUCAACUGGACCAUGACUUACCGACUUGACUCUGACGUUGCCUUGCCUUACAAUGUUCUUUUACGCAAGGCACCACAAAAAUCAGUUAAUUUCACAAAAAUCGCUUUGAAAAAAACUAAGUCGGCUCUCUGGUUUGUAAGUAACUGCAAGACUCCCUCCAGGCGCGAAGACUACGUCACCGAAUUACGCAAGCAUAUACCAGUGGACAUAUAUGGGAAAUGUGGUCCCUCGCAGUGUACUUAUGGUAGCGAUUGCCAACAGUCAUUUUUCAAUGAAUAUAGAUUUUACUUCGCGUUUGAAAAUUCUUUGUGCAUUGACUACAUCUCUGAAAAGUUGUAUAAAACCUAUUCUCACACCAUUGUCCCUGUGGUUCGCGGAGGUGCUGAUUAUAAUUCCCUGAUACCAAAAGGAACGUACAUUAAUGCAGCGGACUUUUCCAGUCCAAAAGAACUGGCGAAAUAUCUUAAAUAUCUGGAAACAAACGUGACGGCUUAUGCUGAGAUACUGGAAGAGAAAUCCAGGUAUACACAUUCCAAGUUAGUAGCCACAUAUGAAUCUGCCUUCUGUGACAUUUGUGUGAAGCUUCAUAAUGUGGAGAAAUAUUACCAAUACUAUUAUGAUAAUGUCCACUGGUUACACGAAGGCACAUGUCACAAUCCUAGCGACGUUUGACAGGCUUUUGUGUAGGGUAUAUCAUAUUUGAAAGAGGUGUUGAUUUUCAUGACCAUUAUAUUAACAUACGCGAUAUUCCGAAAUACAUGUUGUUUUAUCCAGUCCUAACAGUCUUGGGUGCCAAAAUCAACCCUGCCACAUUAUACUGUGUCAGUCAGUCAUUCCAGGUUAUUCAAUAGUUAGUGAGUUAAAAUUUGACGUCGCCUCGGCAUUUAUUCAGCUAUAUAGAGACGAGGUUUAUUCAAUGGUGCUGAAUUAAUACAUUAAUCAUUAAGUUUGCAGCGUUUCGGCGCCGAGUAACGUUUUGAUAACGUUUGUAAUGUAGUGGUCAAGUCCAACUUUCAAGUGAAUAUUUUCUUUAGCCCCCGGGUUAAGUUCAUUUAAAACACUUUGUUCAAAUUGGAAUGAUUGAUGCUUUUUUGUGCAAGAUGCGUUUACUCGAAAUUGUAUGUAUAUUUAUCAUGUAUUUAUUUUCCGUGUUCGAGUGCGAAUCAAAUAAAUAUAUGUCUGUCUAACAGAGGUUACUAAACGAAAAA
Molecule: messenger RNA, 1895 nt
Organism: Haliotis rufescens (red abalone)
Lineage: Eukaryota; Metazoa; Mollusca; Gastropoda; Lepetellida; Haliotidae
Product: alpha-(1,3)-fucosyltransferase C-like
Exons: 2
Coding region: 55-1359 (434 amino acids)
Cellular component (GO): membrane
Molecular function (GO): alpha-(1->3)-fucosyltransferase activity
Source: RefSeq, a predicted model, not a curated record